Molecule: messenger RNA, 735 nt
Organism: Vicia faba (fava bean)
Lineage: Eukaryota; Viridiplantae; Streptophyta; Magnoliopsida; Fabales; Fabaceae
Source: the annotation of a GenBank genome assembly
AUGGCAUCGUCCUUUGAAGGCGGCGCAGCAGCCUCCCUGAAGACGGUGCUUGAUCGCGUCCACCAGGCCGCCGAUAGGUCAAACCGGAACGUCAAAGAAAUCCGGGUAGUGGCGGCGAGCAAGACCAAGCCAGUUUCUGCUCUCCGGCAGGUGUAUGAUGCCGGUCACCGAUUCUUCGGUGAGAAUUACGUUCAGGAAAUCAUCGAUAAAGCACCUCAGCUUCCAGAGGAUAUUGAAUGGCAUUUCAUCGGUAAUUUGCAGAGCAAUAAAGUCAAGCCUCUUCUUGCUGGUGUUCCCAACCUUGCUUAUGUAGAGACUGUAGAUGAUGAGAAGAUAGCAAACCUUCUUGAUCGUGCUGUAGCCAAAAUUGGCAGGAAACCAUUGAAAGUUUUUGUUGAAGUGAAUACAAGCGGAGAAGCAUCUAAAUUUGGUGUUGAACCAGCACUGUGUCUAGACCUUGUAAAACAAAUUGUUACAAAUUGUCCAAACCUGGAAUUUUGUGGCCUAAUGACAAUUGGCAUGCUGGAUUAUUCAUCCACCCCAGAAAAUUUGAAGACAUUAUCCAAAUGUAGAACUGAAGUAUGUGAGGCAGUUGGAAUACCAGAAGCACAAUGUGAGCUAUCAAUGGGCAUGACUGCAGACUUUGAGCAAGCUAUUGAGAUGGGAAGUACAAAUGUUAGGGUUGGUACUGCCAUAUUUGGGCCCAGAGAGUAUCCACAUAAAGAAGAGAAGUAG